Thyridium curvatum is the source of this 132-nucleotide messenger RNA. RefSeq lists its product as uncharacterized. The coding region runs from base 1 to 132 and encodes 43 amino acids. Lineage: Eukaryota; Fungi; Ascomycota; Sordariomycetes; Thyridiales; Thyridiaceae. The record is from RefSeq and is a predicted model, not a curated record. The transcript is spliced from 2 exons.
AUGAAGAUCAUCCUCGCUCUCGCUCUUGCCCUUCAAGCCUGGGCCGGCCUUGCUGCUCCCGUUGCAGACGCUGGAUUAGCACAGGAGGUUCAGCCCCGCCAGUGUGGAGUCAAUCCUCAUUCGCAUUGCUAG